UGUGGCACGCUUCCUGCGUUGCAAGUGGAACCAUUUUACUCCUCUGUUUGUAGGGUUUGGGGAAUUUCCUCUCUGCGUCGAUAAUACCAGUGAUGAGCGACGGUUUUGAAUUUCACUUACAAGAUUCCCAAGAUAAUACUGCCGUUACGGAAACCGGAGAUGGAAAGUGUUCGAUGCUCCGAGUCGCUGAUGAAGCUAGCGAUUCUUGUUUGGAGCAUGGUUCGAGAGCUACGGUGAGUGAGCUUCACGCUAGGGUUUCUCGAAAUGCGAAAUCUGAGGAUGUUGCUUCGACAGAAGAGUUUAGGGUCAGGGUUCGUUCCGAGUGUGAUGGUGGACGCGCAGGUAAUACAACCACCGUCGAUCGGUUUGAAGAUGAAAAUGAGGAAAUUGUUGGGCGUCGUAAUCGAGAAGAUGCCGAGAAAUUUCCUGGUUCUGAUAGCAAUUCUCUGUUAUCGGAAUUCGAUGAGUACGUGGCAGGUGAGAGAAAUGGAGGAGUGAGAGCCGUAGUGACGAGGGAUCUAAGAUAUGGUUUUGAAGUGGGUGAUAUGGUUUGGGGAAAGGUGAAAUCUCACCCAUGGUGGCCCGGCCACGUAUACAAUGAAGCAUUUGCAUCACCCUCGGUGCGUCGCACGAAGAGGGAAGGCCAUGUGUUGGUAGCUUUCUUCGGCGAUAGCAGUUAUGGGUGGUUUGAACCGGCCGAACUUAUCCCGUUUGAUUCCAAUUUCGCUGAGAAAUCGCAGCAGACGAAUUCUAGAACAUUUUUGAAGGCCGUGGAAGAGGCCGUUGAUGAAGCAUGUAGGAGGUGUUGUCUUGGGUUGGCUUGUAGAUGUAGGAACCCUAGUAAUUUUUGUCCAACAAGUGUUGAAGGGUACUUUUCAGUUGAUGUGCCUGACUAUGAGCCAGGAGGGUUCUAUUCUGAUAAUCAGAUUAGGAAGGCAAGAAAUAGUUUUAAACCAAAUGAAACUCUUGCUUUCGUAAAGCAGUUGGCCCUGGCUCCACAUGAUGGCGACCAUGGUAGCAUUGGCUUCACUAAGAAUAAGGCUACGGUUUUUGCUUAUCGAAAGGCAGUGUUUGAGCAAUAUGAUGAGACUUAUGCCCAGGCUUUUGGAGUGCAGCCAUUGCGCCCUUCUCAUCCUCAGAAUAAUCCACUCGAUCAGCCUGUGAGACAGCCUCCUAGAGCUCCUUUGAGUGGUCCUCUGGUGAUAGCUGAAGCUUUGGGUGGUGGGAAGAACACUACCAAAUCUAUUAAAGUUAAGGACAAUUUGAAAAAAGAUAGAUACCUUUUUAAACGGCGAGAUGAUCCAACUAACUCUUUCCAGUUAGAAUACAGGGAAGAGACCCCUGAUGCAGCUGGGCAAUAUGUAUUUCAGAAGAGGACUCCAGCUGUGCCUGUGGCGCCUCAUAAUUUAGAAAAGAAUGCAGACACAGGGUUUAUUAGCCAUGAUGGUGCAACUUCAACUUCAGAUGCCAAAGGAGCUUUAAUACGUCAGGUUCAAGGAGAUUGCAGUGGUCUUACAUCCCCAGCCAUUUCCUCUGAUGCAAAACCUCAUCUUGACAAGGGGAAGGAAUCUUUUGAAGAAAUGACUCACAACUUUGAACAGGAUAAUAUUUCAAGUAAAAGCAUGGGUAGGUCUGAUUUAUCAGGGGAGUUAACAUUACGAAGCACGGUUAAUGAGACAUCUCAACCAUCCCAUCUUGAGAGCAAAAUUUCUGUUGAUGUUAAAUGUGAUGGGAAUGCAAAAUUGUCGGGACCAUGUAAAGAUUCUAAGCAAACAGAGCAGGGACUUCAGACUAUUGCUGAUGGAGGAAAUGAUAUGCAUCAAGUUGAGAGCGAAAAUAAUGUGUAUAGUUCACCAGUUGAAGCAAAGCAUCACGAAAUCAGCGCUGUGAAGAAGAUAAAAAGUCUUAAGCGACCUGCAGAUGACUUGAACUCUAAGGCUUCUGCUAUUUGGGAGAGAAAGAAGAAAAGGAAAAAGGAUUUAAAUUUGCAACCAACCUCAGCGCAUCUGGAGAAGCACUCUACUACUGAAAAAUCUUUACACCUUUCAGGAAAAUUGACAGGAAAAUCUGUAUCACUUGGUUUGGAUCAUAGAGAGCAUUCUAAGGAUUUUCGUGCAGAACAAGUGCAGGUAGAUGUUAGUGACCGUAAUUUUCCACCCAUGGAUACCAUAGGAGAUACUAAUUUUGAAGUGCCACAACUUUUGGGUGAUUUGCAAGCUCUUGCUUUGGAUCCUUUUCAUGGCAUUGAGAAAAAAAUCCCUUCAGUUGUUCAGCAGUUCUUUUUGCGGUUCAGAUCUCUUAUUUACCAAAAAAGCUUGUUUUUAUCACCACCAACAGAGAAUGAAGCUCCUGAAGUUCGAGUUACUAAAUCUCCUUCGAGUGUCAGGGCAUCUGACAAUUCUGAUGAUCAUGUCAGAACUUCACCACUUGUAAAACCUGUAAAACAUAUUGUUCGGCUUGAUGAUCCCACAAAAGCUGGGCGGAAAAGGGGCCCCUCUGAUCGCCAAGAAGAAAUUGUUGCAAAGAGGUUGAGGAAAAUCAAGGAUAUAAAGGCGCUAGCUGCAGAGAAGGCAGCGGCCAGCCAGAAAACUUCUGAAUCCCGGCGAGAAGAGGGAAAAGAAUCCUUGUCCCAGGCUCCACCCAAGUUGGCAAAACCAGACUCGACCAGGAAAGUGAACCGUUCAGCGAAGGCAGUUGAUCCCACCACACUGGUGAUCAAGUUUCCUCCUCAAACAUCACUUCCAUCUGUUGCAGAGCUGAAGGCAAGGUUUGCUCGCUUUGGCCCAAUGGAUCAAUCAGGUUUCCGUAUAUUUUGGAAGUCCUCAACUUGCCGUGUUGUUUUCUUGCACAAAGCUGAUGCACAAGCUGCAUAUAAAUAUUCUGUAGCCAACCAAUCCUUAUUUGGCAGUAUGGGUGUGAGGUGCUUCCUUCGAGAAUCUGGGGAUUCUGCACCUGAAUUUCCUGAAGCUGCCAAGGCUAGGGGAGAUGAUGAUGCCAAUGAAACACCUCGGGUCAAGGAUCCUGCAGUGGUUCAUCGCCAGAUACCAGUUUCAUCACUACAACCUCUUCCACAGCCAAUGAACCAGCUCAAAUCCUGCCUGAAGAAAUCUACAGGUGAUGAGUCAGGUCAAGUUACUGGCAAUGGAGGUAGUAGUAGAGGAAACCCACGUGUAAAAUUCAUGUUAGGUGGGGAAGAAAGUAGUAGGGGAGAGCAAUUAAUGGUGGGUAAUAGAAACAACUUCAACAAUGCUAGUUUUGCUGAGGGUGAUGCACCUCCUGUUGCAAUGGAUUUUAAUACUAAGAAUCUUCAAAAGCUCACUUCUCAACCUCCGUUGCCUAUUCUUCCUCUUGCACCUCAGUUUACAAAAUCCCCACAACAUAAUUUGCGUAAUUCUGAAUUUGCAAUGCCACCCAGAAACAUCCCCAAUUUUAUUAACACCACAGCAUCAGCUACUUCAACCACAGUUGAUGUAUCACAGCAGAUGAUAAGCCUUUUGACGAGGUGCAACGAUGUUGUGACUAACCUGACGAGUUUAUUAGGCUAUGUGCCAUACCAUCCACUUUGAUAAAAAUGGAGCCUUACCCGACGUUACACCAUAUCCCAUCCAAUUGAAAUUCGCGCGAGUUUGGAUUGUGGGUGACUUGAUCCAGGAAAUGCAAGAAAUACAAUACAAUCGUGGAAGAGCGCGCGGAAUCAUGUUGGGGCCGAGAGUGGUUUUUUUUUUUUUUUUUUUUUUAGGUUUUUGGGUUCUGAACAUUGACAGUUGCAUCUUCUUUUUAGUUACCUUUUUUUUUUCGUUUUCUUUUUUAUUUAAAUCACUUUUGGGGUGCGAGAUGGUACUUCGUUGAUGUAUCAACCCUAACGGCCCACAGAUGCUCUCAUGUACCUAUGUACUCACCUGAAAGAGGCUUUGGGGUAUUGUUUAGAUUACCUUCUCCUCGCAACGCUAAUAUUUGGAGUUCCGGACUCCUUUCUCUUCCCGUGGUUUUGGGUCUCAUUGCGUGAGAAUUGAGAAUGAGACAUUGCAAUUCAUAAGGGCCUACUGGCCAA
Gastrolobium bilobum is the source of this 4051-nucleotide messenger RNA. Its product is annotated as PWWP domain-containing protein 1. The coding region runs from base 93 to 3566 and encodes 1157 amino acids. The record is from RefSeq and is a predicted model, not a curated record. Lineage: Eukaryota; Viridiplantae; Streptophyta; Magnoliopsida; Fabales; Fabaceae. The transcript is spliced from 2 exons.